AUGCCCCUCGGACGCAGUGCUUCUCCUUGCUCUUUGCAAUAUAUCAUCGCACUACCCAAAGGUUUACUUGAUAUUAGCUUUCCACCUCUAGUGACGAGGGUUAUCAUUCGGGAUACAUCUCUGCAGGCUUCAGAGUAUAUCGCUGACUAUAUCAUCAGCCGCAUCAAGACAUUCAACCCUACCGCAAGCAACCCAUUUGUGCUUGGGCUUCCAACUGGGAGCAGCCCGGAAAUCAUCUACAAGACCUUGGUCCGGCGACACAAGGCUGGAGAGAUCUCAUUCAAGCAUGUUGUGACAUUCAAUAUGGACGAAUAUGUCGGGCUACCCCGCGAUCACCCCGAAUCAUACCACAGCUUCAUGUAUAAGCACUUCUUCUCGCAUGUCGACAUUGCGCCACAGAACAUCAACAUUCUCGACGGGAAUGCCCCAGACUUAGCUGCCGAAUGUGCCUCCUUCGAGGCCCGCAUUGCCCGCUGUGGAGGCAUUGAACUGUUCCUCGGCGGCGUUGGAUCUGAUGGGCAUAUUGCCUUCAAUGAGCCAGGGUCCUCUUUGAACAGCCGAACUCGGGUCAAGACUUUAGCCUUUGAUACGAUACUUGCAAACUCCCGAUUUUUUGACAACGACAUGAGCCAAGUGCCUCGAAUGGCCCUAACCGUCGGCAUUCGGACCAUCAUGGAAGCUCGCGAAGUUGUCAUCGUCGCAACAGGCGCUCAUAAAGCGCUCGCUCUCAAAGAAGGCCUUGAGGGCGGCGUGAACCACAUGUGGACGAUCUCGUCCCUCCAAUUGCACCAGCAUCCGCUGAUUGUCUGCGACCGCGAUGCGACCCUCGAACUCAAAGUCAAGACCGUCCGAUACUUUGAAUCAAUCGAGCAGGCCGGAACUGAUGCGCGAACCCAAGGUCCUCCCCUAGUCUACCGACCCAGGACAUACGUCCCAGCUCCAAUAGCUGUCAACAAGGAACCGACUCCCGCUGCCACACCGGAAAAGACAUCAAAGGAUCUGCGCAUCAACACAGAUCUCAAGCAGUCCUUUGAGGAUGACGAGCUGACUCCAGACAGCAUGUCUUCCCGUAUGGUUGACUCUGCGAUUGGUGGGCUUGACUCGACCCUCAAGGGCGAACUGUUGUUUGAUCGCAUGAGCGCACGGAUGGAUUCACAUUAA
This is a messenger RNA of Aspergillus calidoustus, 1161 nucleotides long. The record is from the annotation of a GenBank genome assembly. NCBI's taxonomy places the organism in Eukaryota, Fungi, Ascomycota, Eurotiomycetes, Eurotiales, Aspergillaceae.